This is a messenger RNA of Halichondria panicea, 2508 nucleotides long. RefSeq names its product exonuclease mut-7 homolog. Bases 92 to 2233 code for a protein of 713 amino acids. Gene Ontology annotation, biological process: nucleobase-containing compound metabolic process. NCBI's taxonomy places the organism in Eukaryota, Metazoa, Porifera, Demospongiae, Suberitida, Halichondriidae. Gene Ontology annotation, molecular function: 3'-5' exonuclease activity; nucleic acid binding. The transcript is spliced from 15 exons. The record is from RefSeq and is a predicted model, not a curated record.
GAGCUCACCCACGUGGCUUGUUUUUGUUUUUGAGUUUUGCAACAAAAUCAGAAAAUUGUGUGUUCACCAGUGACCCCUCUCCAGUCUAGUCAUGGCUUACGACUUCUCAUCAGGUACAGGUGAGGAGGAGGUUACUGACGUAAGACUCACAAGACUAGCUCAUUCUCUGGCGCACACAAAUGUGGAGCAAUCGGAUGACUGUUGUUACGACGAUUACUGGGAAGAACCCACACUGCACCUUCAUAUAAACCACGUGGAAGUCAAUGUGGACGAAGAGGAUGGUUGGAUCUCAGACCCUGAGCUGUGUGCACCCGUACAGCUACCUCCUGAAGGCUCCAGGCCCAAAAGUCGUAAAUCGUACAUGGACUUCGAAGAUGAUGUAUGGGUAGACGAAGCCGAGGGAACGUUUCAGACCUAUAAGACCUCCGACCCCUCCAAGGUCACAGAGCUCCUCAGAGAUAUGUUUAAUACCCAUGGAGAUGUGUACUCACUGUUGCUGGCGUUCUUGGAUCGGGCCGGGCGUGUCCGAAUGCAGAAAGACUCGCUCCCUAGAGUGCUCCUCACAGAGUUCAAGACGUGGCUGGGAGAGCACGAAGAGAAGCCCAAGAGUGCAGUGCUGACCUCUCUGCAUCGUAAAGAAGCACUACAGAUCCUCACUAGAUGUCACUCGACACUGAUGGAUGAUAUGACAGACGUCUUUGAUCUCCACGCAGCUGAUAAAACGGCACAACUGGACGUUAUCGACUGUCACCUGGCUGAGCAGAGACUCAAGGAAGCUGUCACCUACACCUGGAAGUUUGGAUUACAGGAGUAUUUUGAUAUGAGUAAUAUACUGCUACCUCUCGUGGCAUUGGACAAGAUCAACCUGAUAGAGGGCUACAUCGAGGAGAGCAAGACACUUCAAGAGGAGUUUGUGUCCUUGUUGGAUGAUCUCUGUGAACCUGGAACCACACAAACCAAGAUCAACAGGUUUGUUUCUUCGUGCUCGCUGAUCCCAAAGGACUCCAUGGACGAGCUCCUCUCCAAGUCUAACUGCAAGCUCAACUUCAAACAGCUGUAUCGUCUUGCUCAUCGCAUGGUCACCAAAUACAACCUGGAUCUUUCCAAGUUCUCCCACAUCCACAGCCGUUGGUCCACUGCGUCACUCCACCACCUCCUCCAGAAGAGAUACAUUGAGGGCGCCAUCACCGAGGGCAACAUCAAUGACCUAUUAGAGAGUGUAGUCGAGGACAACACCGCCCUACAGUUCCAGCUGGUGAAGGAGCUGGUGUAUCACAAUGACAUCGCUGCAGCUGUGUAUUGGGCCGGCAGGUGUGAGCUGCCCGUCCAACAGCUGCCCUUCUCAGUGCAGAUACAGCUGGAGGCGGCACAGAGUUCUUCUGGCAAAAAAAAGAGGCAAAAGAGUCGUACAGUGAAACUAGACGCAACUCAUGACACACGAUUCUUCAAGUUGUCUCUCCCUCUCUCCAAUGUGGUGUUUGUCGACGAAUGGGCGGAGUUUGAGCAAUGCUGGGACGCUAUCAAACAACCGAACACCGUGAUAGGGAUUGAUGCUGAGUGGAAACUGCCGUACUGUAACAGAGGGGUUGAGAGACUGGCUGUCCUCCAGCUGGCUGUGGAGGAGGCGGUGUACCUGCUGGACAUGGUUCACCUACCCAGGGCCGUUGGAGUGGACGCACUCACUCAGUUCAUCAGUUGUCUAUUCCACUCAGAGCAGACACUCAAACUAGGUUAUGGUAUCCGUGGUGACCUGCACAUGCUGUCCAAGUCUUGGCCAUUCACCAGAGCUAUAGUGAGCUCACCAGUCAGAGUACUGGACCUGCAGCAGAUGGAGAAAAUGGUUGAGGAACUGAAGAAGCCCUCUCCCACUCCCUCUCCUUGUACUCACUCUCACCUCAAGACCACACCUACCACACAGUCGCAGCUCCCCUUACAUCCGCUACUGACUCAGAACCGUCUCACCAAGACCAUCUCCCCGCCAAAGGGGGUGUGGUCACGAGACGAGGGGUCAGAGAGGACAGGAGGUCUAGCUCUACUCGUGGAGAAGUGUGUAGGGAAACCAUUGGACAAGUCUCAGCAACUGUCUGACUGGGAGAAACGACCCUUGACCCCUGAGCAGAUAACUUAUGCAGCAUUGGAUGCUCAUUGUCUACUCAGCGUGUACAAGUAUCUGAUGGCCGAAGCUAUGACGUAUGACCUCUCGUUCAACAUACAACCCGCCCUUGUUACAUGAUCAGAUAUCACGGACACAUUCAGCAAUCAAAAACCACUUUGUCACAAUAAUAAAAACUUGUCUAUUCUGUAGCUAUGUAUGCUACACCUACAAUUCGGUGAUUUAUUUAAUUACGAUCCUGAAUAUUUCCUUUUUUUGUAUAAUUAUACAUGUUAUCACAGGUGUGGUUUGAACCAAUAUGAUUAUAACAGGUGUUAAACACAGUUUCUGAUCUAUAAUUUAUGUAAAGGGGUGUUUAACAUGUAUAAUUAUGGCAGGUUCAUGCAAACAUUUGA